Acytostelium subglobosum LB1 is the source of this 876-nucleotide messenger RNA. RefSeq lists its product as hypothetical. The annotation marks the transcript as partial. The record is from RefSeq and is a predicted model, not a curated record. The transcript has 3 exons. Lineage: Eukaryota; Evosea; Eumycetozoa; Acytosteliales; Acytosteliaceae.
GAAGAAUCACAAAGACAACAACUAGUUAGAUAUUUGUCAAUAUUGCAACAUUUGGGUCCUGCUCACCUUCAUACGAUAAAUAGCUUUGUACAAAAGAAUAUAUCGUCGUCGGGUCAGCAGGGCGGCGCAGACGACCUACAUUUCGACGGAGAUGCAAGGUCCAAUCAACAUUCGAUUAUCAGUAUGAUGGCCCUGCUGGACAGAGCAUCCGAGGAACAGGUCGAUGUGGUGCUGUCGCUUCUGCGCUCGCAGAUACGUGGCCCACUCGACAUGUCUGACGUACAACGACUUCAGGGCAUCGCCAAUCAGUUGCGCGUUCCCGUCGAGCACGUUGAGUCCCUCGGCCGACUCGAGCAGGCACACCUCUUUUGCGAGGUGCUCACGCUGCACCUCUCUGAGGACCACCUGACCAAGAUCACCGACGCACUCACAGCCGUCUUCCCCCUGUCACCCAACGAAGACCCAAUCAACACCAACGCCAACACCCUCAUCAACCACCAGCAGCAGCAAAACUAUCUUAUCAUUCUUCAGAAGCUUCAACAACUGUUUACAACAUCACGUCUCGACUCGAUUCUUCACCUUCACCAAGAGCUCAACCAACAGGGCAUCGGCUUCUCGAUCGCCCAUCAACAGAUCUGCGAGACGCUGGACCUGAAGCCAGACGAGUACUACCUGGCCACGGCCCUAAAGUCACUGCUUCAGAUCGAAGAGUCGUCGCUCAUCUCACUGUUUGAGGCGUUCCCCAAGUUGCAAUCACUCCAACUGGCCCAGAUUGCCCAGCUACCCUAUCGAUCAAUCUAUGAGGUCUAUGACCUGCGCGCCAACCUGUGUUCACUGGUCAACACAUAUCAACUUUAUAGUGGACCUACAAACUAA